Molecule: messenger RNA, 1306 nt
Organism: Emys orbicularis (European pond turtle)
Lineage: Eukaryota; Metazoa; Chordata; Testudines; Emydidae
Gene: HDAC8
Product: histone deacetylase 8
Exons: 10
Coding region: 14-1306 (430 amino acids)
Biological process (GO): negative regulation of transcription by RNA polymerase II
Cellular component (GO): nucleus
Molecular function (GO): histone deacetylase activity
Source: RefSeq, a predicted model, not a curated record
GGCUCGGGGCCCGAUGGAGGCGGCCGCGCCGCUGCCCCCGGUCUAUGUCUGUAGCCCGGAGUACCUGACGCUGUGCGACUCGCUCUGCAAAGUGUCUAAACGGGCCAGUAUGGUGCAUUCUUUGAUCAAAGCAUAUUCCUUACUCGACCACAUGAGGAUAGUCAAGCCCAAAGUGGCUUCCAUGGAGGAGAUGGCAAGCUUUCACACUGAUGCCUAUCUGCAGCACCUCCAGAAGGUCAGCGAGGAGGGGGACGAUGACCACCCGGAGUCCGUGGAGUAUGGACUGGGUUAUGACUGUCCAGCCACUGAAGGUAUCUUUGACUAUGCAGCAGCUGUAGGAGGGGCCAGCAUCACAGCAGCCCAGUGUCUGAUGGACGGCAAGUGCAAGGUAGCGAUUAACUGGCCUGGAGGGUGGCAUCAUGCAAAGAAAGAUGAAGCUUCUGGCUUUUGCUACCUAAACGACGCCGUCCUGGGCAUCCUGCGGCUGCGUCGGAAAUUCGACCGCAUCCUCUAUAUUGACUUGGACUUGCAUCAUGGGGAUGGUGUGGAAGAUGCCUUUAGUUUCACCUCCAAAGUCAUGACUGUGUCUCUGCAUAAGUUUUCACCAGGAUUUUUCCCAGGAACAGGAGAUGUGUCUGACGUUGGCCUGGGGAAGGGGCGAUAUUACAGUGUCAACGUACCUAUCCAGGAUGGCAUUCAGGAUGAGAAAUAUUACCAGAUCUGCGAGACUGUGUUGAAGGAGGUGUACACGGCAUUCAACCCGGAAGCAGUAGUCCUGCAGCUGGGAGCAGAUACGAUAGCCGGGGACCCCAUGUGUUCAUUUAACAUGACUCCAGUGGGGAUUGGCAAGUGUCUGAAGUACGUUCUCCAGUGGCAGCUGGCUACUCUCAUCCUGGGAGGAGGAGGCUACAACCUUGCCAACACAGCCCGCUGCUGGACAUACUUGACCGGGGUCAUCCUGGGGAGAACGCUACCCUCCGAGAUCCCAGAUCACGAGGGAUCAAAGAGACACUGCGUGGUCCUGCUUAGAUACCACAAACAGAACCUAGUCAUUUUACUGAGGCGCCUCCUCCCCUUCUCCCAGAGCCCUGGGGAGCAGCAGCUCAGCGCUGUCUGUGGAACAAAAGAGACUUUGUACCUGCUGAAUAAACUCCACUCCACUCCCCACUCCACCAGCUGCCACAAUGCUCCCAGAAGUGAGCAAACAGGAGGCCUGCCUUUCCAAGACCAUGCAAGGGGUUUGGGGCGGGGAAAAGAGAGAUUUGCAUUUAGGACGACAAAAAAAAAAAGCCAUCACAAAGCCUGA